This is a messenger RNA of Cetraspora pellucida, 1530 nucleotides long. NCBI's taxonomy places the organism in Eukaryota, Fungi, Glomeromycota, Glomeromycetes, Diversisporales, Gigasporaceae. The record is from the annotation of a GenBank genome assembly.
AUGGAUGAUCCAAAUGCUGAUACGGAAUGGAACGAUAUUCUUCGUGCUCGAGGAAUUCUUCCUCCAAAAGAGGGUCCGACAGAAGAAGAAAUACUAGAAGCCAUGGAUCAAGCUGUCAUGGAAAAACAAGAUAAGCAUUUGGAUGAUAAAACAUUGGAUGAAUUAGAUGAAUUAGAGGACGAAGAGGAUGAACGUAUAUUAUUGGAAUAUAGACAGAGAAGGAUAGCCGAAAUGAACGCUGAAGCUUUACGAGCUAAAUUUGGUGAAGUAAUUCAAAUAUCGAAACCUGAUUUUGUAAGAGAAGUAACUGAUGCUAGUAAAGAAGUUUGGAUGGAAAAACCAGAUCCAAAAACCAUUCCACAACAAAUAGACUAUAAAAAAAACAAUUACAAUAAUUAUUUUCUUCGAAAACUUAAAGAUCAACCUUUGAUACCUUUCGGCAUGACUUUAACAGUUUUAGCCCUACUUGGAGCAACAGUAGGAUAUCAAAGAGGUGACUCGAAAACUAUGCAGAAAUUUUUAAGAUUUCGUGUAUUUGCGCAAGGAUUUACUGUAGUAGCAGCCGUUGGUAUACCAGCUUAUUAUCAACUAACUCAAAUGACAGAUCAAAACGAAACAAUUUCAAAUAGUGAGGGUGGCUCUUGUCCGAUAGCAGAAACUCCUUAUUCAACUUUGUCUCCGGAAAUAAAAAAGCGUAUAGAGGAGAAUCGUCUCAAAGCAAAGGCCAUACAACUGGAGAAGAAAUUGCAGAAUGGCUCCGAUCGAACUUCUCAAACACUAAUUGACCAGCAAAAUACAGAAUCGACGACUAGCACGAACGCAAGUAAUAGUGAGGAAAAACUGCGCCCGAUGAAAAAAUUUCAGAAUUAUGUGGAUUAUGAUUUUUCUAAAAUGGAAAAUACACGAGGUGGAUUUUUACUUGAAGAUUCAGUUGAAAAUUCAAAAAAACGAAAGCUGACAGAACCCGAACCAGAAGAUCCACCAAUCAAUCCUAUUCUUUCUGAAAAUCCGAGAUGCAAAGAAUGUAAAUCUGUAGAAAUAGAUUAUCAAUUUCAUCGGACAUUUCGCAUAAAUAUCUGCAAAACUUGCAAGGAAAAGUUUCCUGAAAAGUAUAGUUUACUAACAAAGACUGAGGUAAAAGAGGAUUACUUAUUAACAGAUGCCGAAUUAAAGGAUGAAGAAAGUUUACCACAUUUAUCAAAACCAAAUCCACAUAAAUCGACUUGGAAUGAUAUGAUGUUAUACCUUCGGGAACAGGUGGAAGAAUUCUCCUUUAAAAAAUGGGGUGGUGCUGAAGCACUUGACAAAGAAUUUGAAAAACGUCAAAAUGAGAAAAAAAAGAGGAAGGAUAAAAAAUUUAAAUCAAAACUUGCAGAUCUCCGAAAACGUACAAGAACUGAAGAGUUAGAAAAGAAUAGGUACCGAGAACAUAAACAUGAGUUCGGAAUGGCGGUUGAAGAUCCUGAGACUGGAGUGUCAACACAAACAUGUAGUUCAUGUGGGAUAAGCGUCGAAGUUGUUUUGUUUUAA